Molecule: messenger RNA, 3058 nt
Organism: Anopheles merus
Lineage: Eukaryota; Metazoa; Arthropoda; Insecta; Diptera; Culicidae
Product: proteoglycan 4
Exons: 2
Coding region: 1284-2972 (562 amino acids)
Biological process (GO): regulation of translational initiation
Molecular function (GO): translation activator activity
Source: RefSeq, a predicted model, not a curated record
GGCGCCUUUUGGAGAACUUUUUUGUUAUACCGCCUGUCGUCUGCUCAGUUGAGGAAAUAGUUCCCAAUCAAGGUUUGAAAAUUGCCAAUUAGGUUGGCCAUUUUGGGGUUUCCCUUUUGCGCCCGCUUUCCGUCGAAGCUAAAAUCGAAACAAAGAUGGAAAGAUGAAGUGUCUCGGAAGAGAGAUCACCUGUCCUUCACAAAGGUUAAUGCGAUUGAUACGGGGCCAAACGCACAGCGUUACAUUUGUGCUGUGUAUAUGCUUCUCUUUACAACGCACCAACACACACACAUACAACCUUUGUGGCGUGUUUACCGGCUUUUCCCUUCCGUUAGAUUAUGCUCUGACGAUGCUCACAGACACCCAUGCGUUGUUUGUUGAUCAAAGGGGGGAAGUGUUCUCACAUCGCACACACACAUACACAGAGAAAUGUGUUGUUGUUGAUUUGAAUUGAAAAAAUGAAGAUAUUUUUUCUACGUUUCUUGGUUUGUGUGACUGAUAUAGAAAGAGAGAGCUGGUGUGUAGUGCUGAUAACGUACACAUACCACCCGGCCAAGCGGCCUAGUGGGGUGGUAAAUUACAAUACCAACAAACGUAAAAUAGCGCAUCUAUUUUAAUACGGCGAUAAAGCUGUAUAAGCGCGUUGUUGUGGUGGAAGUUGUUGUUUUUUUGGGGCCUUUUUGAGCACGUGGCGAGACGAUAGAUUGGUAUAUUUUGAAAGCAAAACAUGUUCUGUUGGGCGACACAAAAACUACGAUAACGUAAAAACGACUACAGCAUGUUACUGUUUGUUUUACAUUAUCCGUCGCUUCCGAAUUAAUUGUUGGAGUUCUAAUUCUUAGUAAACUGGAACUGUUUAACCUCGCCGCAAGCAAAAGAAGAACAGCCGUUGAAGCUGAAAAGCUGCAGACGGCUGUGUGUCACAUUUACAUAAACGCAACUCCCUCUCCCUUUGCGAAGCGUAUUCAAUUGUUAUUUACAUCUCACUGACGCAGAGCUCUGCAUGAAUCAUUUGCGUAAACGCCACACGCGCAAUAAACACGUGGCCCUGAACGGUGCCGCACGUGUUGCGUAUCGUUCCAAAAGUGUUUCACCUUAACGCGAAACCACACGGUGCAGCACAGAGUAACGCUCAUUUGAUAAGGCUUCCCGAAAGUGAUCUUUUCCUGCAUCUCAACGAAGCGGCGCUGGCCGACAGUGGGUUCGCGAUACAGUUUGCGCUCGUGUUCGCUUCCCGGCAGCUGGGCGACGUUCCGAUCGGAGGCACGAACGUGCGCAACGCCAUGAUCACCACGCUGCAGCACAACUUUCUCGCGAUCGAGCGGCUGAAGCAGGAGGGCGGGGAACGGUUCCACAACUCGAUCAUACUGCUCGGCGAGUACUACCAUCGCAAGAUGGUGGGCCAUGGUUGUCGUAUUAAGAUUCUCGGCCAAUCGUUGCUACUGCUGCUGACGUCCGAGCUGGAGCAGGAGAUAAACCGGAUCUGCCAGCAGCCGGCGUCCGCGCAUCGGUUGGAUCCAAAGUUUGCCAAGGUGCUGCUGCAGCAAAUCACACUGAACGGGACGGUUUGGAAGGAGGUGCACCAGAAGGAGGCGAACGAUCUGCUGUACACGAUGCGGAAAGCGUUGAUUGUGAUACCGAAUCUGUGUGCGCCGGCGAAAGCCUUCCUGCUGAUGGCGCUCGAUCUGUACAGCGGUAGCCUGGGCAACGAAUUGCUCGACAAGCUGUACGGGAAGUAUCUUACCGAGCCGAGCAAGGAGGCCGAGCAAGCCGCUGUGAAUGGAGGCACAUCAAAUGGUCCUACUGAUCCGCCCAGUAGUGCGCACAAUCAAUCGGCGAUCAAUGGUGAAAAGAGUGUGGAAAAGCAGGCGAAAAAAGAUUCCCAAAAGGACACAGCGGUACAGCAGAAGCCAAAGGGAAGCAAAUCCAACGCACCAUCGGGCCGCUCCACGGGCGGUGGAAAAGCCGCCAACCAGAACCUCACCACAAACGAUAAGGAAAACAAGCGCCGUACCACGCAAACGACGAAGGCAGCUCCGGCAGCGCAGAAAACUUCCCCGAAAGCAUCCACCGGACGUUCGAUUCGGGUGCACGAGGACGGCAACAUUGUGGCCACCAUUGUGACGCGUGACGCUCCAACAACGCCGACCAAGAAACAUCUCCCCGCCGCAGCAACGCAACCUGCUCCAGUGCCAAAUGCCGCCAGCCCACGCUCUCCAACGAAAAAGGGACUAUCGCCGCGCAUGGAAAAGCUGGCAGCACUGCCCAAGAUCACCAUCACCUGUGCGACACCUUCGCCGAAACGGACGCAGGACAAGCCCCCAUCGGCCGUAUCGCCCCGUGCCGUGCUGGGACCAUCGAUAGGCAAACAGAAGCCACACCAGCCGCCGAAAAGUCCCACCCACAGCCGCGAGGGACAGCAGUACGGAGUGAGGAACGUGUCGGAAGCUUCCCGUGGGCGACAGGACCGUGCUCGCGGCGCUGCGGCCACUGGCAAAGAAGCGACGGUGCGAGUUGUUGAAGCCAUUUCCCCAGUGGGCGUUAAUCCGCCGAAUGAAACACGUUCACAACACGAAACAAGGGUCGAGGAACCGCAACCGAUUGUGCUUCCCGAAUCGCCAAAGCGUUACGAUUGGUCCGAUCCGACGCCAGUCGAUCCUACACAAAGUUGGAGCUACGUUCCACCACCACCAUCACGACCGGAGCAGCCUAGCAAGACGGUCGAAUGUGCGACAAUCGAACCGGCUAGACACGAUCUUACCCCCAGCGACGAACCCGGCACGAAAAAGACGGACGACUCAACCGGUGCUGGAGACGUAUCGAAACCGAAACACAAGGUGAAACCUUCCUACUUGCGGGAGGAAAAUGUGGAAAAUCUCUCCUGGGACGUGCUGAUUCCGCUGGAGGACGAAUCGCCCCAGAAGGUGAACCCGCACACCAAAUCGUUCCUAUCGUUUUUGGCCAGUGAAUGAACGCGGUGAGGGUGGUCCCUUAAAUAGUAUUCCCCUAGCAGCAAAAAAACGGAUUGUAUAAUAAUGGUACCUUAGACAUGUUAAGC